UGGAUUUCAGAGACUGGUUCCUUAUCAUAUUUCUGAUUAAAACUUCCAAGUGAUCAUCAAAGAGCUGUGUUUUGGCAACAAGAAGAAAAAGAAGAAGAUCAUGGCGAUGAUAGUGGAUGCAUUUGCAGGAAAGCUGGUGGAGAGACUGGCUAAUAUCAUUGAAGAGAAGGCCAUCAUGGUGUUAGGAGUCAAGGAUGAACUCCAAAGGCUCCGGAGAAGGAUGGAUAGGCUCGCACUUGUGCUCAAGGAUGCUGAGAGGAGGAGGAUCCAAGAUGAGGCUGUCAAAGGUUGGGUCGAUGAGCUGAAAGAUGUGAUGUAUGAUGCUGACGACAUCAUUGAUCUUUGUAUGAUUCAGGGCAUGGGGUUGUUGCAAGAUGAUGAUCAACAUUCUCUGCCGGCUGAGUCAAGUGCUGCUGCUUCAACACGGGUACGCUGCUGUAACUUUCCUCUGCUUUCUUGUGUGCGCAGUGUGCCAUUUCGCUAUGAGAUUGCUGAUCAAAUUAAGAAUCUCAAUGUUAAGUUAGAAGAGAUAUCUAAGGACAUGGAUACAUUUAAGUUCAUAAAUUCUUCUAUGAACUCAAGUGAUGCAUAUGUUGUGAAUCAUCAACCUUCUUCUCGUCAGAGUUCCUCCUUACCCGAACCUGACAUUGUGGGGUGGGAUAUCAGAGAUGCAACCAAGAGUCUUGUUGAAUUAUUGAUCUCUCCUCAUGAACAGAAAAUGCCGUCUUUUUGCCAUUGUCGGUAUGGGAGGGAUAGGCAAAACCACACUUGCACGACAAAUUUAUAAUGAUUCAAAGAUAAAUGAUCAUUUUUUGUUACAUUCGUGGAUUUGGGUUUCAAAAUCUUCGACAUCAACGACUGACUUGCUGAAAGAAAUCAUAAGGAAUGUUGGGGAUAGUUAUGGAGAGGCAAUGACAAUCGCUGAGUUACAAAAAAUUCUUUCUAAGGUUCUGCAUGAGAAGAGCUUGUUCUUGGUUUUGGAUGAUGUUUGGGAUGCGGAUGUAUGGAUUGAAUUAAUUAAAAGUCUGAUACAAAUAGCAACAACAAAAUGCAGAGUCUUGGUUACCACAAGAGACAGAAAUACUGCUAUGAAAAUGGGGGCAGUUCAUAUCCACAAUGUCAAUAAAUUGUCUUCGGAUUUUGGUUGGGAAUUACUUUGUAAGAAAGUUUCCACAAACAAUGAUGAGAGUGAUAUGCAAAGAAUGAAGGAUAUUGGGAUGCAAAUUAUUGAUAAAUGUGAUGGUCUUCCGGUUGCAAUCAAAGCUAUUGCUGGUGUUCUUAUAACAAAAGGCAAAAAUAAAAGAGAAUGGGAGAAUGUUCUUAAUAGCGAUGCGUGGGCUAUUACUGGACUUCCAGAAGAGCUCCAAGGAGCAUUAUAUUUGAGCUAUGAAGCUUUACCUUCUGCUCUUAAACAAUGUUUCCUCUAUUGUUAUCUUAAAACUCAUGAAUUUCAUCGUGAAGAACUUAUUCAUGAAUGGAUUGCAGAAGGUUUUAUAAAACCAAGUGGAAAUGCAUUGAUGGAGGAUGUUGCUAAAGAUUAUUAUAUGGAAUUAAUUAGGAGGAGUUUCUUACAACCUAAUUCAAGUUAUGUUGAUAUGUCCACAUGCACAAUGCAUGAUUUGUUGCGACGUCUUGCUCAGGCUCUAGCAGGUAAUGAAAGCUUUUGUGGAGAUCUGCAAGAUGCACCAAGCACUAAUUCAGUACAAAAAUUGCGACAUCUGACAGUGUUCAAUGAAAGGGAAAGCCUAAGUAUUCAACAUCUUAAUCACCUUAGAACACUAAGGUUAGUGAUCCCUACAAGUUUGAACACACAAGUGAUUGGAAGCCUUAAGCAUUUGCGUCUAUUAAUCCUCCGUGGUGCCGGUAUUGAGAAUAUCCCCGAUAGUAUUGGGGAUUUAGUACACCUGAGGCUUCUUGAUCUAAUGGGUACAAGAAUAUGCAAACUCCCAGAUUCUUUGGGAAAUCUUGUUAACUUACAAUUCUUGUUGGUUGCUGGUUGUGAAUCUUUGCACAUCCUCCCUACAAGCAUAACUAAGCUAUAUAAUCUAAGGAUGCUCAAUCUCCGUAACACUCCUUUGAAUUAUGUGCCCAAGGGAAUAUGCAAGUUGGAACAUCUUAAUUAUUUGUCAGGAUUUAUUAUUGGAGACAAUGGUAUUGAUGAAGGAGAGGGAUGUAACCUAGAAGAGUUGGAGGCACUUAAAAACCUCAAUCACCUUGACAUAAAGAACUUGGAAAAAGCAAGAGGCAAACGUGCUUCAGUGCUCUCGAACAAGCCUAAUCUCAGAGAAUUGUUUCUAAAUUGUACACCAAACAUUAGUGGACAUAUUCAACAACAAGAGAUGGACAAUAUUAUGCAAGUCUUUGAUGAGCUACGCCCUCCACCAGAUCUUGAGAAACUAGUAAUUUUCAACUUUUUUGGGGGUCAAUAUCCAAAGUGGAUGACAUCCUCUUCCAUCAGUGCUACACUUCCUGAAUUAACUUCUUUACAUCUGUAUGACUGCGCCAACUGCCCUCAGCUUCCCCCACUUGGCCAACUGCCUCAGCUCAACUAUCUGAAGAUACAGGGAGCAACUGCAGUAGUAUCAAUUGGCCCUGAAUUUCUCGGUAAUGAAGAACCUGCAGCAUGUGCCUUUCCCAAGCUUGAAAACUUAGCACUUGUGGACAUGCCUAAUUGGGAGGAAUGGUCAUUGAUCAGUGGAGAAGAAGACAACAAGCUUGAAACAAGCAAGCAACUGCUCUUCCCUCAUCUCAUUGCUAUUUCCAUGCAAAACUGCCACAAGCUUAAAGCUCUUCCAAGAGGCUUCAAUUGCAUCAGACAUUUGUACAUUUUAAGUGCUCACAACCUUUCAAGGGUCUCUGAUCUCCCUACCUUGAGAAAAUUGGUGGUCGCUGAUUGCCCAAUUCUGCAGUGUGUUGAGAAGCUCGAGUCUUUGCAGAGCUUGAAGAUGACUGAUAGAAAGAACAAGAGUCUCCCUGAGUGGCUCAUUUCUUUCCUCCAACAGCACAUAAAGCCUCACGAGAAUCAAUUCCACUUGGAUUUGAAAUGCAGUGCCCAAGCAUUGAAGGGAUGUUUGAAAGGGCGCCCCUAUUGGUGUUUCCUCCAGCAAGUUCCACGCUUGGAAGCCUAUGCAGAGAAUGGAAGCAUGUAUUUAAAGUUCACCAAGGAACCAUUUUCCUACCAAACCAAUGUUGUUGAAGACAUCAACUGAUGAGGACUAGGAUGAAAGCUUGAAGUUCAAUGAGAUGUGGACAUGCAUGACUGGAGGAACAAUGGGUAAACAUUUUCGCCAAUAGCGUAGAAAGCCUCAUGACGAUUACUUCUUCUUGCAUUUGGAGUGCAAUGCUUAAGUACUGGAGGCUGGAGGGAUGUUUGAAAGGGGGGCUUUCACACUGGUUUUUCCUCCGUCUAGCAAGCAUUCUGCCUGGUAGCCUAUGCAGAGGACAGAAGCAUGAAUUCGAAGUACACAGUUAGAACCAUAUUCUUAUGAAACAAAUCUUUUCUUGAAUACAUGACUGUUGAGGACUAGGAGGAUGAAAUCUUACAUUCGAAUUAGAUUUAGACAGUCGAAGAAUGAGACAUGAACAUGCAUUACUGGCAGAUUAAUCAGGGACUUGAUAAUCAUGACUCAAGUGUAUAAUAAUUUGAUGUUUCAAAUUACUUGGGUUUUCAACUUGAGAUGAUAAAUUUGAAGUAGUUGAACAAUAUGUGGGCAAGCAGAAUUAAUGACUGGAAUUCAUGUCAAUUGGAGCAAGGCAUGGCUUUCGUUUAUUUUUCAAAUUUCUCUGAGAUAUGCUGAAGCUCUCACUUGUUCCAUAGGUGGCGCAGAACCGGAGGAAGAUGGAAUCUUGAAUUACAUUAAUCAGAGGAGCACCAAAGGAAUUAAACAUGGACAUGGGGGAAGGUGAAUUAACAUAUUUGUAUGCCAGACUUUGUUACCAAGAAAUCGUUUUCUUUUCCUAAUUUCAUUGAUGUAUAUUGUACACUGAGGGUCAACUGAUGGAUAUGGUAAAUGUGCAACUAUGUAAGCGAUGGCGCAUGCAUUUCCUUGGCCACAAUUGUAACUGAUUAAAUAUGAAUCCUAUGCUCAAGCACAUGAUCAAGACCAAGAUGAAGCAUGGAUUGUAGUUCAUCAACAAAGGAGUCACAUAAUAUACUGAGGUGGACUGAGAUGUAUGAACAUUGAAACUUGGAAGCUCAUUGAUCAGUUUGAAUUCACCCUAAGUGUGCUGUCUUGUGUUAUGAGUCAAAGCAAAGUUGCCAAUUUUCACAACAGUUUCCAUGAGCAUGCAGCUUUUUCUUAACCAUCAUAAAGUUGUUGUAAUGUAGUUCCUAGUCAAGAGAAACCUUAAGAAGAUCAGGAGCUUACCAUUGGAAGUACACGUGCUGAGCUAUUUUUGUCA
Molecule: messenger RNA, 4401 nt
Organism: Dioscorea cayenensis subsp. rotundata (Guinea yam)
Lineage: Eukaryota; Viridiplantae; Streptophyta; Magnoliopsida; Dioscoreales; Dioscoreaceae
Product: putative disease resistance protein RGA3
Exons: 9
Coding region: 708-3209 (833 amino acids)
Biological process (GO): defense response to other organism
Molecular function (GO): ADP binding
Source: RefSeq, a predicted model, not a curated record